AGUCAGUCCACCCUUCCUCAAAUACUCCUCCUGUUCUAAACCAAAUCUGCUCUCCGCUGUUCUUCAAUGGCGGCAUCAAAUUGAGGUAAAGCGCCACAAGGGAAGGCCCAUCUUGUCCUCCUUCCGCUUCCAGCCUCGUCGUCACCCAUGGAUUUAUCCGCCUGCUACUUUCCUGCAAGAAAUUGCAGCGGGAUAGAGUCAAAUAAUUCGUCUCAGGCGGUGGGAAGCGGCAAAGAGAGGAAAAGAGACAGCUGAAUUAAUUGUGUAGGUCUUCAGCUGUCAUCUCCAUUGUUCCGAGUGCGUCGAAUUCGUCGAGAUCCACUCAAUGUAAUCCAAACUUGUCUCCGAAGAUUCCUCCUCUUGCUCGCUAAAUUUCCCCUUCGAAUGCCUGAUUCUAUGUUUAGAAACUAUGUUCCGUUCUCCGCAAGCUUCUAUUUAGCAUUCUGCUGAAGAUUUAACCGACGUCGAAAUCAGGAUGGCGAGAAAAUACAGGAAACCAACUAGUUUUCGUUGCUGCGAUGCAGGAAGCAGAUGCUCGAUCUCGAUUGUGGCAUGGAGUCUCAUUGGUUUCCUCGUCGUGCUUCACUUCCACGGCAUGAUUUCACACACAGACAUUCAUCCUAGAGCAGCAAACAAGGGAAUAAACCACCAUCCAUUGCUGCGUGAGCUACAAGACAUCGAGGAGGAAGCUUUGCCAAUACCUCCUCCAAGGAGACGAACUCCACGUGCAACUAAAAGGAAAUCAAGGCGACCGGUAGCUCCCUGGAUCGAUGAAUUUCUUGACGAGUCUUCGCAAAUGAGGCACAUUUUUUUCCCGUCUGUAAACACAGCCGUGGAUCCGAUGAUGGAUGCUGGCAAUGACAGUUUCUACUAUCGUCCGGGGAGUGUUUGGCUCGACACCGAUGGGAAUCCUAUUCAAGCCCAUGGAGGCGGCAUAUUGUACGAUGAAAAAUCGAAGAAUUACUAUUGGUAUGGCGAGUAUAAAGACGGCCCGACUUAUCGUGCGCAUAAAAAGGCAGCGGCACGGGUCGAUGUGAUCGGCGUCGGCUGUUACUCGUCGAAAGAUCUAUGGACCUGGAAAAACGAAGGCAUCGUUCUUGCAGCAGAAUUAAAGAACGAGACGCACGACCUCCACACGUCGAAGGUGCUCGAGAGGCCCAAAGUAAUCUACAAUGACAAGACGGGGAAAUACGUAAUGUGGAUGCACGUCGAUGACACAAACUACACAAAAGCCUCCGUCGGGAUAGCCAUAAGCGAAUCGCCGACCGGCCCCUUCAACUACCUCUACAGCAAACGCCCCCACGGUUUCGACAGCCGGGACAUGACGUUAUUCAAAGACAACGAUGGCAUCGCUUACCUCGUCUACUCGUCGAGCAACAACACUGAGCUGCAUAUUGGGCCAUUGGACAAGAAAUACCUCGACGUGACGUCGAUCGUGAGAAGGGUUCUGAUAGGGCAGCGUCGGGAAGCACCGGCGGUGUUCAAGCAUGAGGGAAUGUACUACAUGAUCACGUCGGGAUGCUCGGGAUGGGCUCCGAAUGAGGCAAUGGCGCACGCCGCGGAGUCGAUCAUGGGGCCGUGGGAGACGAUGGGGAAUCCGUGCAUGGGUGGGGAUAAGGUGUACCGGUUGACGACGUUUUUCGCACAGAGCUCGUUUGUGUUGCCGGCGCCGGGGAUUCCCGGGCUUUUUGUGUUUAUGGCGGACCGGUGGAAUCCGGCGGAUCUGAGAGAUUCGAGGUACGUGUGGCUGCCGAUGACAGUGGCCGGAGCGGCUGAUCAGCCGCUGGAGUAUAGUUUCGGGUUCCCUUUGUGGUCGAGAGUCUCUAUAUAUUGGCAUCGGAAAUGGAGGCUUCCCGGCAGUUGAUUGGGAAGUCAAUUUGAAAGGUUUAUAGGGAAUAAUACAUACUUACUCCUCCGUCCCAAUACAAUAGUCUUGUUUAUCAUUUUA
Messenger RNA from Andrographis paniculata, 1948 nucleotides. RefSeq lists its product as uncharacterized. Gene Ontology annotation, biological process: carbohydrate metabolic process. The coding region runs from base 476 to 1864 and encodes 462 amino acids. The transcript has 3 exons. Lineage: Eukaryota; Viridiplantae; Streptophyta; Magnoliopsida; Lamiales; Acanthaceae. Gene Ontology annotation, molecular function: hydrolase activity, hydrolyzing O-glycosyl compounds. The record is from RefSeq and is a predicted model, not a curated record.